ACAACAGUUUCUGACAUAGUGUCGAAGAAUUAACAGACAAGUGAAGAUUUCAAAAUCUGAUCAUCAUUCAUCAAUAUGCAGUCAGCAAACAUAAUAAUUGGAAUUGCUUUAUUGGCGUGUGCGUACGCGCAGGUGUCUCAGCCACCCCACUACAAAGACAAGUAUCCAAAUAAAUACCAGUUCGUCAAGCAAGCUCGUCAUCCCCGUGACGUAACGUGGGAUAAGAAAGUUGGAGAUGGCAAGGUCUUUGGUACUCUCGGCGAUAAGGAUGACGGCAGUCUCUACGGUAAAGCCGGUUACAAGCAAGAUAUAUUCAACGAUGAAAGGGGAAAACUGACUGGAGAAGCUUACGGUUCCCGUGUGCUAGGUCCCAACGGUGGUAACAGUUUCUUGGAGGGUAAACUCAACUGGAACAAUGCUGCGAAAGAUACAGAAGCUAACCUGGCAUUGUCAAGACAGAUUCACGGAAAGACUGGCGCUCAAGCAGACCUCUCCAAAGUCUGGAAUUUGGAUAAGAACACGCGUAUAUCAGCCGGUGGUGCCAUCUCUCAAGCUGAUCUAGGACAUGGCAAACCUGACUACAGUAUUGGUGCUAAAUUUGAACACUUCUUUGGCGGUCAUUAAAAUUAUAAUUAUUGUACUAUAUAUUAAUCGUAUAUAUUUUAUUUAUUAUUUAUGUUUUCUGCGUGCAAAACAUGCUUUCUGUAAACCAAAUCUAAGAAGUAUUUAUAAUUUAAUGUAUUUUAAUUUCGCUUAUAGCUUUAUGUAGGGAAUUUCAUGUCGUAUACAGGUACAAACUUUCCUAAAACCAAGAAAAUAUCUUCACUUGUAUAUUAAUAAUAAUUCCUGUAUAACCGAGUGAUUGAAAACUUCACUCUAUUCACACUAAAAAUAUAAAAAGAUAAGUAUGUUUUCGUUGUUAAUUUUCUAAUCCUUAUCCAAGAUCAAAGAAAAAUGAACAAUCUACUCUUCUGAGUAACUACUAGUGUAGAAGUACCUACUUGAGCUGUGAAACGCAAUUUUCUUUAAACUAAUUUGAUUUUAAGGUAGGCACUAAUCCCAAUUUACUUUUAAUUUAAUUAAUAUUUGUGAUUGCCUAGUCAUAUCGGUUAGUGUAAAAAAACAACUUGUACAAUGAAAUAUAUACUACCUACAUACAAACUGA
Messenger RNA from Pararge aegeria (speckled wood butterfly), 1165 nucleotides. RefSeq names its product gloverin-like. The transcript is spliced from 5 exons. The record is from RefSeq and is a predicted model, not a curated record. The coding region runs from base 76 to 624 and encodes 182 amino acids. NCBI's taxonomy places the organism in Eukaryota, Metazoa, Arthropoda, Insecta, Lepidoptera, Nymphalidae.